UUCUGUCAUUGCCAUAACCUCAGUUUUGGUCAUGCUGGAUUUUUAUGUUGUAAAUUUCAUUAUAGAAAAAGCAUAUUAAAUAUAAAAAUGACUCGAUUUGCCCGAGCAAAGGGCUCAAAGGCAUCAAAUGAGAGAUUACCUGAGGAAGCGACACCAUGGAGUGAAAUGAAACAACAGUUAUUAGAAAAAAAUAAGGAAAUAGAACAAAGUAAAAAGAAACAGGCAUUCCUUAAUCAAAGAAACGCGAAUUAUAAAGCUUUCUUGGAAGAAAAGACCGAAGAUGAAAUGAAAAAAUCACAAUGGGCAGAAUUUUCAUCAGAAAACAUUACGAAAAACGGUUUGUUAACCAAAAAUAAUAAGAAUGAUUUUGAUACUGAAAUUGGUAUUGAAGAAUCGGAGGAUGAAGCCUUUACUUCAUUAAAAGCUAAAGUAGAUGAAGUUUUAAAAAAAUCAGAAAACAAAACUAGAAACAAUGAUGGAGAUGAUAGUGACUCUGCUCCUGAAGAACAUAGCUCAAAAGUACAGAUUUCUAAUCCAAAAAUUAAAAAGCCCAAAAUUAAAAAAAUGCCAAUUAAUAUUAAGGAAGGUUCUGAAAGUAAACAAAGUCACCAAGAAAAACAGAAAAAGAAGAAGCUUGCUGGAGAGAAAGUGAUUAACAAAAAUGACUCAAAUGAUGGCAUUGAAAACUUAAAAAAGAAAUUAAAUCAAAAACCAAAUCAGGACAAUACAGAGAAAAACAUAAAGAAGAGAAAACUUAAUGAAGAUAGUAAUGAUCAAUCAAAAUCAAAAAAAAUUAAGAAAGACAAAACAAAUAUAAAGGUUAAACAAAAACCAAAAGAGAAGAUACCGAAAGAAGAUCUUACUGAGGCUGAUUUAAAAAAGAUUGAAAAGAAAAAGCAAAAAAGAAUAAAGCAGCUCGAAAAAAAGAAACUAGCAAAGAUUGAAAAAAGAAAACAAAAAGAGGAAGAGGAGAAAAGGAAAUUAGAAAAUGGAGAACAAAUUGAAUCAACUGGAGAUCAAGUUAUUAAUGCACCUAUAGAAAUUAACAAUAAAAUAAAACAAGGAAAAUUUGAUGAGUCAGGCACAUUUGAGAAGAAAGGUAAAUUUCAAGCUACCAAAAAUAGAUUUGAAAAAUUUGACAAUGCUAAGGGUAAAAAAGAAAGAGAUAACAAAGAACAUCAAAGAAGGAAACCUUUUAUGCCCACAAAAAUGAUAAUAAAUGGAAAAGAAGUUGAUGUUGAUUAUGUAGAUGGCUUUCCUGUCAAAAAAGAAGAUGCACAGAGAUUAAAGAAACUGAGAAAAGAAAUGAUAAGCAAGGGAUUGCCUAGAAGUGAAAUCAAUGUGUCUUUGAAACUGGAAAGAAGGAAAGCUGAGAAAGCUUUUGCCAGAGAAAAGAAAAAAGUAUGUUUCAACUGUAGAACAUCUGGUCAUAAUCUCUCUGAGUGUCCAGAAUUGGGCAAAGACCAAGUAGCUACCCAUAUUAGCUCAGGCAUUUGCUUCAAAUGCGGCUCCACUGAGCAUACACAUUUCGAAUGUAAAGUAGUAAGAGGACAAGAAUUUAAAUUUGCACAAUGUUUUAUUUGCAAUGAACAAGGACACAUUGCUAGACAGUGUCCUGAUAAUCAAAGAGGACUGUAUCCCAAAGGUGGUGCUUGUAGAGUCUGUGGAGAUGUUACUCAUCUGAAAAAGGACUGUCCUAAAUAUCAAGCUGAACAACAGCAGAUACAAAAUAGUCUUAGUAUUGAAACUAUUGGUGAUAGUAAUCCAGAUGUUUUAGAUGACAAAAAUCAAUUCAAAACGAAUAAUAGUUUAGGAAAUAGAAGACCUAAUAAGAUUGUAAAGUUUUAAAUAUUCAUAGAAAUAUAUUGUUGACAAUAAAUGGAG
This is a messenger RNA of Psylliodes chrysocephalus, 1884 nucleotides long. Lineage: Eukaryota; Metazoa; Arthropoda; Insecta; Coleoptera; Chrysomelidae. The record is from the annotation of a GenBank genome assembly.